AUGCUGUAUGUAGCAGGGGUCAGCAACCUUUUUGGCCGUGAGAGCCAGAAACCCGUGUGGAAGGAGGAGGAUGGAGGCGGAAGUGAUAUUUAUCUGAUUGUAGAGGAUGUGAAUGUCAUCAUCUCUACCUACAGAGAAGGAGAGGGUGGCCCUUUGGGAAGCAUCACGAUUGACCCAGUCCUUGGUACUGCUGGGUUUGGUUCUGGACUUCAUGGUUGGGCCUUUACUCUGAAGCAGUUUGCAGAGAUGCAUGUCGCAAAAUUUGCAGCCAAGGGUGAAGGUCCAGGUGAAAGGGCCAAGAAAGUGGAGGACAUGAUGAAAAAACAUUGCAGUGACCAGUAUUUUGAUACUACUAAUGGGAAGUUUAGCAAAUCUGCUACUAGCCCUGAUGGAAAGAAGUUGCCUAGAACUUUCUGCCAAUUCGUCCUAGAUCUAAUCUUCAAGGUAUUUGAAGCAAUUAUGACCUUUAAGAAAGAGGAAACUCUGGGGAUACCUGAAACUGCAAAAUUGAUUGUAAAACUUGACAUCAAAUUGGACAGUGAAGAUAAAGCAAAGAGGGAAAACCACUUUCUAAAGGCUGUGAUGAGACGCUGGCCACCUGCUGGAGAUGCACUUCUUCAAAUGAUAACCAUCCACCUGCCUUCCCCUGUAACUGCUCAGAAAUACCACUGUGAACUGUAAUAUGAGGGUCCCCCUGAUGCUGAGGCUGCUAUGGGUAUAAAAAGCUAUGAUCCCAAGGAUACAUCCCUGAUGAUGUACAUCUCUAAGAUGGUGCCAACCUCCCACAAAGGAAGAUUCUAUGUUUUUGGCCCUGUAUUUUCUGAUCUUGUUUCCACCAACCUAAAGGUCAGAAUCAGGGGACCCAAUUAUAUCCCUGGGAAGAAGGAAGAUCUCUACCUGAAGCCAAUUCAAAGGACAAUUCUAAUGAUGGGCUGAUAUGUUGAACAUAUUAAAGAUGCACCUUGUGGUAACAUUGUUGGUCUAGCUAACAUGGAUCAGUUCCUUGUGAAAAUGGGUACCAUUACUACCUUUGAGCAUGCCCACAACAUGAGGGUGAUGAAGUUUAGUGUUAGCCCUGUGAUGCAAGUAGCUGCUGAAGCAAAGAACCCAGCUGACCUGCCCAAACAAGUAGAAGGACUGAAGCCUUUGGCCAAGUCUGACCCUAUAGUCCAGUGUAUCACUGAGGAAUCUGGAGAGAACAUUAUUGCUGGUGCAGGGGAGUUGCUUCUGGAGAUCUGCCUAAAAGAUCUUGAAGAAGGUCAUGCAUGUGCUCACAUCAAGAAAUUGGACCCCAUUGUUUCCUACCAUGAGACAGUCAGUGAAGAGUCAAAUGUUCUCUGUCUUUCCAAAUCUCCCCAUAAGCACAACAGGCUCUAUAUGAAGGCUCAGCCCUUUCCUGAUGACCUGGCUGAAGAUGUUGACAAAAGUGAAGUCUCUGCUCAUCAGGAGCUCAAUCAAAGGGCUCUAUAUCUGGCUGAGAAGUAUGAGCGGGAUGCAAGAUCUGGGCUCCAGAACAAGUGGUUGGUGGCAUUUACAGUAUCCUGGACAGGAAGCGAGGAGUCCCAGGUUGCUGGCACCCCCACGUUUGUUAUGAAAGCUUAUCUGCCUAUUAAUGAAUCUUUUGACUUCACAGAAGACUUGAGGUCUAAUACAGGUGGCCAAGCCUUUCCUUGGUGUGUAUUUGACCAUUGGCAGAUACUUCCUGGAGACCCUUUUGACAGUACUAACCGCCCUUUCCAGGUUGUGGCAGAUACCUGCAAACAAAAAGAGCUGAAGGAAGGUAUCCCAGCCCCUGGACAACUUCCUAGACAAGUUGUGAAAGCUCUCUCCAACAUCAUUUCAAACUCCUGUUGGACUCUAGCAUAA
Gracilinanus agilis (Agile Gracile Mouse Opossum) is the source of this 1866-nucleotide messenger RNA. RefSeq names its product elongation factor 2-like. Gene Ontology annotation, biological process: translational elongation. Gene Ontology annotation, cellular component: ribonucleoprotein complex; cytosol. The record is from RefSeq and is a predicted model, not a curated record. Lineage: Eukaryota; Metazoa; Chordata; Mammalia; Didelphimorphia; Didelphidae. Gene Ontology annotation, molecular function: ribosome binding; GTPase activity; translation elongation factor activity.